Messenger RNA from Mercurialis annua (annual mercury), 909 nucleotides. Its product is annotated as reticulon-like protein B13. The transcript is spliced from 4 exons. NCBI's taxonomy places the organism in Eukaryota, Viridiplantae, Streptophyta, Magnoliopsida, Malpighiales, Euphorbiaceae. The record is from RefSeq and is a predicted model, not a curated record. Bases 49 to 666 code for a protein of 205 amino acids.
UUCAUUUAUAUAUAUUUCAUAAUUAAAUUCAGUUCCCUAACAAUAAUAAUGUCUGAUAAUACAAAAUCUCCUUCGUUCUCUUCAGGCACUGUGAAAGAUAUAUUUCUAUGGAGGAGAAAGAAAUUAAGCGUUAUGGUGGUUUCAGUGGCGACAGUAAUAUGGGUUUUGCUUGAUGUUUAUGAGUUCAAUUUUAUUACAAUUGCUUCAUGGCUGGCCAUCUUUCUUGUCUCUUCACUCUUCAUUUAUGCCAACUUGGUUAGGCUUUUCCGCAAAGAAGAGCCAAAUGUGUCAAAUUGGGAAGUUUCAGAGGAGACUGCCAUAGAAAUUUCAAGGUCGGUUAGAGAAAUGAUUGAAGAAGGAAUUCGAUGGAUGUUCUUCGUUAGUGCAGAGAAAGAUUGGUUCACUUUCGUUCGUGCAGUUGCUGUGUUGUGGUUGCUCUCUUAUGUUGGGAGCUCCUGUGAUUUCUUAACACUACUUUACAUAGGUACAAUAGGGGGGAUGACUGGUCCGGUGAUGUAUGUGAAGAAUGAAGAUCGGAUAAAGCGGUGCGAAGAAUGGAUGAGGAUGAAGACGAGAAGAGUUUACGAAAUGGUGGACGAAAGAGUAUUUAAGCAAGUUAAGAACAAGUUGUCUCAUGGUAAAGAGAAGGAUAAGAAGGUAGAAUAGAUUUUAUAUACCUGCAGUAUCACAAUGGUCUUUUUGCUGUAAAAUGAAAAAUUAAUGGAUCUUUGUACAAUAUGAUGUUUUCUUGGUUUCUGUUGGUAUAUUAUUAGUAUUAUUAUUGCAGCGUAUAGCCAUAAAUUAUCAACAAUAACGCUAUGUACAUUUUCUGUAUGUACCACUUGAUGUGGCAUGGAUUAGAUUGUGUUUUUGAGAUAUAAACUUGUGAAUGAAACAUGAAAAUUUAUG